Messenger RNA from Ceraceosorus guamensis, 2378 nucleotides. Its product is annotated as putative PHO84-inorganic phosphate permease. NCBI's taxonomy places the organism in Eukaryota, Fungi, Basidiomycota, Exobasidiomycetes, Ceraceosorales, Ceraceosoraceae. The record is from RefSeq and is a predicted model, not a curated record. Gene Ontology annotation, biological process: transmembrane transport. Gene Ontology annotation, cellular component: membrane. Bases 382 to 2043 code for a protein of 553 amino acids. The transcript has 2 exons. Gene Ontology annotation, molecular function: transmembrane transporter activity.
CUUUUUGAGAACGUGCUCCUCGCGAAUGGUGGACUCGCGAUUCUGGCACUUGCAUUCGCGCUGGGGCUGGGCCUCUGCUAGGACCGAGGUGCCUGAUCACCGGGCGCACGGGCGACCCGGCAUCGCAAUCACAAUGCUGCUGUGGCGCAGUAUGGCGCUCGAGCAGACACUUUUUGCAAGAAGCGAGAUCGAUGUCGGGUAGGCGGGGCGAAACAUCUAUAAGAUCCUGACUUGCCCAUGUACUCUUACCCCUUCUCGCUCCUCACCGUUGGUCAACACCAUUCCGCAACCUUCAGGGCGAUCCUCACCCUCCUGUCCAACCGCAUUGCAUCGCGCAUUCCAAACACUCAUCCCCGCACACCCUAACAGCUGCUAGUCAUCAUGGCUUUCGGCAACGACCUCGACGCCUACCAAGGCGCGUCGACCUCUCUCGCUCUGGUCGAGAAGUCGCGUGCUCGCAGCUUCCUCGGCCUCAGCUGGGGUGAAGCAAAGCUGCUCGUCAUUGCAGGUGUGGGAUUCUUCAUGGACGCCUACGACCUGUUCAUCAUCAACAUGAUCUACGCAAUCCUCCUGCGCACCUACAAGGAGUUCAAGGUGCCGCAGACUGACAGAGGAGCACCGCUUCCAAACAUCACGUGGGGCCUGGAUGGAGGUGUCCUCAAGGCAUCGGCCAACAUCGGCAACGUUUUUGGUCAAAUCCUCUUUGGUUUCCUCGGUGACACUUUCGGCAGAUCAGCAGUAUAUGGAAAGGAACUCAUCAUCAUCAUUGUCGCCGUCAUCAUGAUCAUCUCUGUGCCCGACUACCUUGGAGGUGUCGGUGUCACUGCCUGGAUGACCGCCUUCCGCUUCAUCAUGGGUAUCGGUAUCGGUGGUGACUACCCUAUGAGCGCUACCAUCGUCUCGGACCGCUCUCACGCCCACAAGCGCGGUACCCUCUUGGCCCUCAUCUUCUCCAACCAAGGUUGGGGUAACCUCGUCGGCGCCAUCGCUGCCGUCGUCGUCAUUGCCGCAUACAAGGGUCCCGUCACUGCCGGAGACACGCACAAGCUCUCUGGAGCUUGGCGCAUCCUCCAAGGUCUGGCCCUCAUCCCCGCUUUCGGUGUCCUCUACUUCCGUCUCACCCUCGUCGAGUCCACCCGCUUCACUCAAGCGCGUCAGAUUCAGGACGACCCCGAGCUGCUUGCCAAGGCUUCCGCUGCCGGCGUCGUCGUUGGCGAGUCUGACUCUGACGAGGAGCUCGCUAAGAAGGGUGGCGACACUCCUAUCGCUGCUGAGAACGAGGCUGUCGGCCUCAAGUUUGCUACCGUCGGCAAGAAGCCUCACAACGAAUUCUUCGAGUACUUCAGCGAGUGGCGCCACCUGCGCGUUCUCCUCGGCACAAUUCUCGGCUGGUUCUUGGUCGACAUUACCUUCUACGGCAUCAAUCUCAACCAGUCCGUCAUCCUGCAAGCCAUCGGUUUCACCACUGGUAGCACUUGGUCCAAGCUCAUGAAGGUCGCCACUGGUAACCUGAUCAUCACCGUCGCUGGUUUCUUGCCUGGCUACUUCUUCACUGCCGCACUCAUCGAGGUCGUUGGCCGCAAGCCCAUUCAGCUUCUCGGUUUUGCCAUGAACGCCCUCUUCUUCGGCAUCCUCGGCGGCAAGUUCGACGAGUACAAGGCGCAUACCAACCAGAUCUUCCCCCUCUUCGUCUUUUUGCAAUUCUUCUUCAACUUUGGUGCCAACGCUACCACCUUCAUCAUUCCUGCCGAGGCUUUCCCCACCCGUGUCCGUGCUUCCGCUCACGGUCUGUCUGCCGCUUGCGGUAAGCUGGGAGCCAUUCUGGCUUCGCUCGGCUUCAGCGUCUUGGCCGACCCCAAGAAGUCGAUCGGCCAAGAAAAGGUCUUCUGGAUCUUCUUUGCCAUCUCCAUCCUUGGAUUCAUCGUCACUAUCCUCCUCGUACCAGAGACCAAGGGCUACGAUGCUGACGAGGUCGACCGCAAGGAGCUCGCUGAGAAGCGAGGCCUCGGCGCAGAGACCAACCCCAACUUGCACUCUCUCUAGAAUGGAGAAAGGGUCCGAAAAAAAACGAUUAGGAUAUUCACGCGUCGAUGUUUUGUUAUAGAUCAUGUUUGUGGGCCCCUUGCAUAAUGACCAUUCGUCUUUCUUGCAAGCCGAGCUCCACUUGCCUUUGGCCUUCUCUCUUCUGAUGUCCUUUGUCGACAGUCGCGCUUCAUGCUUUCGUGUUUCGCUAUUUUGGGCUUUUCUCUAGUCAUGUACAAAGCUUUUGCCACUAUUCCCUCAACCCGGCUUGCGCCCCCCCCCCUACUCCACAAACGUUGACUUACCCACGCACAACGAUUGUCGACGUCACCCUAUCACGAAUGCAUACCAAUUUC